Messenger RNA from Caenorhabditis elegans, 1008 nucleotides. RefSeq names its product Serpentine Receptor, class H (gene srh-47). The transcript is spliced from 4 exons. Bases 1 to 1008 code for a protein of 335 amino acids. NCBI's taxonomy places the organism in Eukaryota, Metazoa, Nematoda, Chromadorea, Rhabditida, Rhabditidae. The record is from RefSeq and is marked reviewed.
AUGAAUUCGAAUUCUUGUGUCGAAGAGACAUAUUUUGAAACUGAACAUUUUUUGUGUGUUCAUUCUCAUGUUAUAUCCAUUGUUGCUUUUCCUAUUAACAUUCUUGGUAUUUGGUUGAUCUAUUACAAAACUCCUAUUAGAAUGAAAAAUAUGAAACCGGUCAUGUUGAAUUGUCAUAUUUGGGGACUUUUUGGAGAUUUCAUGCUUGGAACGCUGACGAUUCCCUAUGUAUUUUUUCCAAUUAUUGCUGGGUCUCCACUCGGAAUCCUGACAAAGAUCUUUGGAGUGAAUGCGUUUUUUCAAACUUAUGUAGCAGUUGCCUGUCUUGGAGAAGUAGGAUCUUCCAUUGUUUUUAUGUUUGAAAACCGGCAAAAUCAAACAAUAACUUCUUCGUUCAAAAUUACAUCUGAAAAUGGAAGAAAAGUGUUCUUGGGACUUAAUGUGAUAUUUCCAUGGGUGGCUUCAUCGAUAUCUCUUCUUAGAACUCCUAAUCAAGAUUCGGCUAAAUUGGAAAUGCUAAAAAUAAUUCCGUGUCCAACAUUAGAGUACUUUGAACUGCCUAUUAUUAUUGUAACAACGGAAGCAAAAACCAUUGGAGCCGUACUUUUUGCACUAUUAAUUUUUAUUUUUUCUCAAACUAUAUUUUUUAUUUUACAUUCUUCAUUUUAUUUAUGCAAAUCUACAACGUCUCUGGCUGUUUCCGAAAGAACCAAGAAACUGAAAAGAAAAUAUUUCUUAUCAGUUUGUAUUCAAGUAAUAAUUCCAAUUGUUAUUAUGGCGUUUCCAGUCAGUUAUUUUGUUUUAUCAAUUGUCACAGAUUAUUACAGUCAGAUGGCUAACAACUUUAGUUUUCUGAUUAUGAGUCUUCAUGGGUUCUUCUCAACAAUUGCAACAAUUACAAUUUAUGAAAACUAUCGAAAUUACAUUCUUCAUAUUUUAAGAAUCAAGCGGAACUUAAACGUAGUUAUGAUUCAGUCGAAGAGUAUGGCGGAAACAACUUAUAUUUAG